CCGGCGGGCAGGGGUGUCCCAGGCCCCGCUCCGGCUCCAUCGCCGCCAGCCAGCCCAAGGGGAAAACAUCAGAAUUUUCUGUUGGUGUGUCAAAGAGGAGAAGAUCCUGGAUAUACCUAAGCCGUUCUAUUUCUACAAAAGCAGUGGGUUCGAUCUGUGGAUGAAAUGAAUCAUGAGUUUCAAGCUCUUACCCUAGAAUCUCGGGGAAUGGGAGAGCUUUUACCUGCCAAAAAGUUUUGGGAACCUGAUGAUUCUGCAAAAGAUGGACAAAAAGGGAUAUUCCUUGGUGAUGAGUGGAGAGAGACUGCAUGGGGAACUCCUCACCAUUCUAUGUCCCAACCUAUUAUGGUACAGAGAAAGCCUGGACAGGGUUUUCAUGGAAACAGUGAAGUAAAUGCUGUGUUGUCUCCACGAUCAGAAAGUGGUGGCCUUGGAGUGAGCAUGGUAGAAUAUGUGUUAAGUUCCUCUCCAGCUGAUAAAUUGGAUUCCCGGUUUAGGAAAGGAGCUUUUGGCACUAGAGAUGCUGAAACAGAUGGACCUGAGAAAGGAGAUCAGAAAGGCAAGGCUUCUCCAUUUGAGGAGGACAAAAACAGAGAUCUUAAACAAGGAGAUGAUGAGGAUGUUACUAAAAUAAAUGGCAGAGGUUUGCCAAAUGGAAUGGAUGCCGAUUGCAAAGAUUUUAAUCGUACCCCAGGAAGUCGACAAGCCUCCCCAACAGAAGUGGCUGAACGCUUGGGCCCCAAUCCCAGCACCACAGAAGGAUUAGGUCCACUUCCUAAUCCUACAGCCCACAAGCCUCUGGUAGAAGAAUUUUCAAAUCCAGAAAAUCAGAAUCUAGAUGCCAUGGAACAAGUUGGUCUUGAUUCUCUACAAUUUGACUAUCCUGGUAAUCAGGUACAAAUGGACUCUUCAGGAGCUACUGUAGGACUUUUUGACUACAAUUCUCAGCAGCAGCUUUUCCAGAGGACUAAUGCUCUGACUGUUCAGCAGUUAACAGCAGCCCAGCAGCAGCAAUACGCACUGGCUGCAGCUCAGCAGCCACACAUAGCAGGCGUAUUCUCAGCAGGCUUGGCUCCAGCUGCUUUUGUGCCAAACCCAUACAUUAUCAGUGCUGCUCCUCCAGGUACUGACCCAUACACUGCAGCUGGAUUAGCUGCAGCAGCUACCCUAGCAGGUCCUGCUGUGGUUCCGCCUCAGUAUUAUGGUGUUCCAUGGGGGGUGUAUCCAGCCAAUUUAUUUCAGCAGCAAGCUGCAGCAGCAAACACCACAGCAAACCAGCAAGCAGCUUCACAGGCACAACAGGGACAGCAACCGGUUCUGCGAGCUGGAGCAACUCAGCGCCCACUUACUCCCAACCAGGGUCAGCAAGGGCAGCAGGCAGAGUCACUUGCAGCAGCUGCAGCAGCAAAUCCAGCUUUGGCUUUUGGUCAGGGUCUUGCUACAGGCAUGCCAGGCUAUCAAGUACUAGCUCCCACUGCCUAUUACGAUCAGACUGGUGCCUUGGUAGUAGGCCCUGGAGCAAGAACUGGCCUUGGAGCACCAGUCAGAUUGGUGGCCUCAACUCCUGUUAUCAUCAGUUCUGCUGCAGCACAAGCAGCUGCAGCUGCUUCAGCUGGAGGAACAGCAAACAAUCUCGCGGGAGCCACGAACGGUCUGUUUCGGCCAGUUGGUGCCCAGCCACAGCAACAGCAACAGCAAACAAAUAGUAGCCUACAAUCCAAUUCAUUUUAUGGCAGUAACUCUUUGACCAGUAACUCCCAGAGCAGUUCCCUUUUUUCACAUGGUCCUGGCCAACCAGGAAGCACAUCUCUUGGCUUUGGAAGUAGCAGCUCUUUAGGAGCAGCUAUCGGCUCUGCACUUGGUGGAUUUGGCUCAUCAGUUGGCAGUUCUGCAAGUAGUAGUGCCACAAGGAGAGAUUCUCUAUCUACUAGCUCUGACUUGUACAAAAGAUCUAGUAGCAGCCUAGCACCCAUAGGGCAGCCAUUUUACAAUAGUCUGGGAUUUUCCUCCUCUCCAAGUCCAAUAGGCAUGCCUCUGCCAAGCCAAACGCCAGGACAUUCACUUACGCCACCGCCAUCACUUUCAUCACAUGGAUCCUCAUCCAGUUUGCAUUUAGGAGGACUGACAAAUGGUAGUGGUCGCUAUAUUUCUGCAGCACCUGGAGCCGAAGCCAAGUAUCGCAGUGCGGCAAGUACCUCCAGUCUUUUUAGCUCCACCAGUCAGCUCUUCCCUCCUUCGCGCCUCCGUUACAACAGGUCUGACAUUAUGCCCUCGGGACGCAGCCGGUUGCUGGAAGAUUUCAGAAACAAUCGUUUCCCUAAUCUUCAACUAAGAGACCUGGUUGGACACAUUGUUGAGUUUUCCCAAGACCAGCAUGGCUCUAGAUUUAUACAGCAAAAGCUGGAGAGAGCUACUCCAGCUGAGCGCCAGAUGGUGUUUAAUGAGAUCCUGCAAGCAGCCUAUCAAUUGAUGACUGAUGUGUUUGGAAACUAUGUAAUACAGAAGUUCUUUGAGUUUGGAAGCCUGGAUCAGAAGUUAGCCCUAGCAACUCGCAUCCGUGGUCACGUUCUGCCCUUGGCCCUGCAGAUGUAUGGGUGUCGUGUCAUCCAGAAGGCACUCGAGUCAAUCUCACCUGACCAGCAGGUAAUUAAUGAGAUGGUGAAAGAGUUGGAUGGUCAUGUUCUGAAAUGUGUGAAAGAUCAAAAUGGAAACCAUGUUGUACAAAAAUGUAUUGAGUGUGUUCAGCCCCAGUCGCUCCAGUUCAUCAUCGAUGCAUUCAAAGGACAGGUCUUUGUACUUUCAACUCACCCCUAUGGCUGUAGAGUAAUUCAGAGGAUCUUGGAGCACUGCACUGCUGAGCAGACUUUGCCAAUCUUAGAAGAGCUGCACCAACACACAGAGCAGCUAGUGCAGGACCAAUAUGGAAAUUAUGUUAUUCAACACGUACUGGAGCACGGUCGUCCUGAAGACAAGAGUAAAAUAGUUUCAGAAAUAAGAGGAAAAGUUCUAGCUCUGAGUCAGCACAAAUUUGCCAGCAACGUGGUAGAAAAAUGUGUAACUCAUGCUUCUCGUGCUGAAAGAGCUUUGCUCAUUGAUGAGGUCUGUUGCCAGAAUGAUGGUCCUCACAGUGCCUUAUACACCAUGAUGAAGGACCAGUAUGCCAACUAUGUUGUUCAGAAGAUGAUUGAUAUGGCUGAACCUGCUCAGAGGAAGAUCAUAAUGCACAAGAUUCGACCCCACAUCACAACUCUACGUAAAUACACUUAUGGCAAACACAUUCUGGCCAAGUUGGAAAAGUAUUACCUGAAGAACAGUGCUGAUCUGGGGCCCAUUGGGGGACCACCAAAUGGGAUGCUGUAAAAGCCACAAAAAAAAAAACCAAGAAAGAAAUGGAAGACAAGAAUGAAUUGUGAAUGAUCAAAGCAUACAACUUAACUAUAAAUGUUCUGAUUUUUUUAAAUCUAUUUAUUGACUUUGUUCAUCCAUUUGUAAAAUUUUUAUUCUUGUGUAUAUUUUUGGGGAGUGAAUUAUUAAAAAAAGAAAAAAGAAAAAAUAUCUCCAGCCCUGAUCCGGAGACCUAUCAGAUUGGAUGGCUGGCAAAGCACAGAAUGCCUGUAUAUGAUGUAAUUGUAUCAAAAUAGCUGUCACAUAUUUUGUAAAUUUUUACCUUGUAAAGUCACUGAAAUAGUUUUUAAAGGGAAAAAGUACAGUAUUCUUUUAAUACACUGGCUCACAAUCUGGUAGGUCUACCCAGCAUCAUAGCACAACAGGUUUAUAGAGUUGUAUAUAGAAUUAAUCAUUAUUUUUUUUUUCCCUUUUGUGUGAGGUCUUUUAUACCAGAUUAAAAUGGAUCAGCUGCAUAAGCAUUAUUUAACAUGUUGAAAAGUUAAGUUGUACUUUGGUGGUUCACAACAUACUGUCCAGAUAAUAAACAGGGCACAGCAAACUAAAGUAGGGAAUAACAGGACAGUGGAAACUUGAGAAGAGUUGUUUUCAUCACGUGCUGUGGAUACAGGAUUUUUUAAAUGGUGCCCUAAGGUUUUCUCUAGCAAUGUAUUAAAAAAAAAAAUACAAGUGCUGUAUAUACUUAUAUAUUUAAUUGUUGUACAAGGUAGAGGGAUUAAAAUGAUGGUGGUACCUCCACUCAGUAAAGUACACUGUUGGAAAAGGAGUGGACCCUGUAUGAACUUUACAGUCAGUUUUACAAGGCAGGAAGAGUAGAGAUUUGUAUUUUUUUAUUUUGCAUAUAGAAUUGUAAGGAUUUGCAAGUGUUGAGCAUUCCUUUUGCUUUCUCACUGUAGAUGAAAAAAAAUAAAAAUAAAAAUAGGUAUUGCUGGAGAGAAAAGGGGCCACUGAAAAGUAAACUUGAUAGCUCAACAUUUAAGCAUGAUUGAUUAAAUAUUCAGAUAGCUUUUUUGCUUCCUAUAAAUAUAUGCAUUGUAUCCGUGUAGUUUAUAGGUGUAAGUUUACAGUUUGAAAACAAAUCUCUGGUUUUGAUGUUUAUUACAAGCCUUGCUAAUUUAGUAGUGAUGCUUACCUUGGUUGUACAGAUGUACAUUUGUAAACCUUCAUGCUGUAAAUGUAAUUUGUUUUACCCCUUUUUGGGACAAAAAAAAUUUGCAUUUUAGUGUAUAUUCAUAUCCCCCUUCCCUCUUCUCCCCCUGGCAUAUAGUGUUGUAUAAUGUAAAUUUAUUUCAGCAAAUCAAAAGUGAUUUUUUUAAAUUCUAUCUUUAUAUGGUUUCAGAAAAAAUGAACUGGCUUUCUUUUUAUCUCUUGUGAGGAACAUUAUGUUUUGUUCAUAACAUAGCUGUUGAUUCUGUUCAGAAGGACACGUUGGGAAAUCAGCCUGUUCAAAUUUUAAGUCGAGAUAAUGAGCUUAGCAAGAAACGGACUGAAAUAGUUGGUUAGCACAGAAACCAAUGCUUCUUCCAUCUUAGUAAUAAAUGUGGCAUGAUUUUUUUUCUUUUUUGUACAGAAGAGUACUGUAUUUUUGAAUAGCCUUCUCCCAGCGUAAAGCAAAUAUGUAUGAUACUGUCAAUUUUUUUCUCUGGACAUAUGACAUUGUAACAGUAACAUAAAGAUGAUGUACAUUUACAAGCGGCCUUAUGUACAUUUCCCAAUGAUCUUUUUAAGGCAGAAUUGUGACCAUAUGUGUAUAAUUAAAAUCCUUUUUAAUCCUU
Messenger RNA from Apus apus (common swift), 5180 nucleotides. It is a transcript of the gene PUM2, whose product is annotated as pumilio RNA binding family member 2. The record is from RefSeq and is a predicted model, not a curated record. Gene Ontology annotation, biological process: regulation of mRNA stability; miRNA processing. Gene Ontology annotation, cellular component: cytosol; cytoplasm. Bases 166 to 3360 code for a protein of 1064 amino acids. NCBI's taxonomy places the organism in Eukaryota, Metazoa, Chordata, Aves, Apodiformes, Apodidae. The transcript is spliced from 22 exons. Gene Ontology annotation, molecular function: mRNA 3'-UTR binding.